AUGAAAGACCAGACAACAAAAGCUGAAGAUUUUCAAAAUGAUGCAAAAAAUUGGCUUACUUUAUUUUUAACGCCAUCUGAAGCAAUUCAUCAGAAAUGGGGAUUAAAGUCAUUUUCGUGUAGUGCUGUUGAAAAGAAAAACCAUGAGCAGGUUUCUUAUUUUUUUCAUAAAACAAUGAAAGAUGGAGGUAAAAAAUCUAAGUCAUCAGAUAUUAUUGAAAUCUUGGAACAUGAAAAUCAAUCUCUUUUUUACAAUCAUCAUGAUGUUCCUUUAAAAUAUCAAAAACCUCAUAAAAUUCAUAUUAAAGCCAGAAAUAAUUAUAAUGAAAAUACUUAA
This is a messenger RNA of Rhizophagus irregularis DAOM 181602=DAOM 197198, 336 nucleotides long. The record is from RefSeq and is a predicted model, not a curated record. NCBI's taxonomy places the organism in Eukaryota, Fungi, Glomeromycota, Glomeromycetes, Glomerales, Glomeraceae.